CUCCGUAAUGCCUUCUCCCCAACAAAAAUACUAGAUACUCUGGUGUUGUUCUCCUCAGAAGAUAUUGGCCACAGGCGGUCAAUUUUCAGGCGUCCAAUGAAUUUCCCAAUUGGCAACCCCUCAUGGGGUCGUCAAUGGCCUCAAAUUCUAAUAGCACUGGCCAUCCUCUUCACAUCCAACUCUAUAGCAAUGGUUUCAAGCAAUUCAGAUGAGUACACGUCACCCCCACCACCAUCACCAUCACCUCCACCACCAUAUAUAUACAAAUCACCCCCACCACCAUCGCCUUCGCCACCUCCACCUUACUAUUAUAAGUCUCCACCACCACCGUCUCCAUCACCUCCACCACCGUAUUACUACAAAUCACCACCACCGCCAUCUCCAUCUCCUCCACCACCGUAUUACUACAAAUCUCCACCGCCACCUUCUCCAUCUCCUCCACCACCUUAUUAUUACAAGUCGCCCCCACCACCUUCACCAUCUCCUCCACCACCUUACUAUAAGUCGCCACCACCCCCAUCACCAUCUCCACCGCCACCUUAUUACUACAAAUCUCCACCACCGCCAUCUCCAUCUCCACCACCACCAUACUACUAUAAAUCCCCACCACCUCCUUCUCCAUCACCUCCACCACCAUACUACUACAAAUCUCCACCGCCACCAUCACCAUCUCCUCCACCACCAUACUACUACAAAUCUCCACUGCCACCAUCACCAUCUCCUCCACCACCAUACUACUACAAAUCUCCACCACCACCAUCACCGUCUCCUCCACCACUAUACUACUACAAAUCUCCACCUCCACCAUCGCCAUCUCCACCACCACCUUACUACUACAAAUCUCCACCUCCACCAUCGUCAUCUCCACCACCACCUUACUACUACAAAUCUCCACCUCCACCAUCGCCAUCUCCUCCCCCACCUUACUACUACAAGUCUCCACCUCCACCAUUUCCAUCUCCACCACCACCAUACUACUACAAAUCUCCACCUCCACCAUCACCAUCUCCUCCACCACCUUACUACUACAAAUCACCGCCACCGCCCAUGCCAACUCCUCACCCUUACCACCACCCACUCGUCGUAAAGGUGGUGGGAAAGGUCCACUGUUACAGAUGCUAUGAUUGGGGAUAUCCCAUGAAAUCCCAUGAGAAGAAACACCUGCAAGGUGCGGUUGUGAAAGUUACAUGCAAGACCGGCCAGAAUGAGAUUGUAGCCUAUGGGAAGACUAAGAUCAAUGGAAAAUACAGUGUUGAUGUUGAAGGUUAUGACUAUAAAAAAUGGGGAGCCAAAGGAUGCAAGGCAAUGCUCCACAUGCCUCCAAGGGGCUCUAUGUGCAACAUCCCUACUAACCUCCAUGAUGGAAAGACGGGAGCCAUGCUCAAAGUGAAAUCCAAGACCUAUGAAGAAGUUGUCCUCCAAGCCAAGGCCUUUGCCUAUGCACCCAAAUCCCCUUCCAAGGAAUGUGAGAAGCCCCACCCAAAACCACCAAUCUACCAAUACAAGUCCCCACCACCCCCAACCCCCACAUACUAUUACAAAUUCCCACCACCCCCAACACCCAAAUACUAUUACAAAUCGCCGCCACCUCCGUCCCCAACUUACUACUACAAGUCUCCCCCACCACCAUCACCAUCUCCUCCUCCUCCAUACUACUACAAGUCUCCACCUCCACCAUCAUCAUCUCCUCCUCCUCCAUACUACUACAAGUCACCCCCGCCACCAUCACCUUCCCCACCACCUACCUAUUACUACAAGUCUCCGCCACCACCAACACCUUCUCCACCACCUCCCUACUACUACAAGUCACCGCCACCACCAUCACCAUUUCCACCACCACCACCAUCACCAUUUCCACCACCUCCCUACUACUACAAGUCUCCACCCCCUCCAUCGCCUUCUCCUCCACCUCCCUACUACUACAAAUCCCCUCCCCCACCAUCUCCAUCGCCUCCUCCUCCAUACUACUACAAAUCCCCUACCCCACCAUCCUCGUCACCUCCUCCUCCAUACUACUACAAAUCACCACCCCCGCCAUCACCAUCUCCUCCACCUCCAUACUACUACCAAUCACCACCACCACCAUCGCCAUCUCCUCCGCCUCCGUACUACUACAAAUCACCACCCCCACCAUCGCCAUCUCCUCCACCUCCAUACUACUACAAGUCCCCACCACCACCAUCUCCAUCCCCACCUCCUCCAUAUGUCUACGCAUCCCCUCCACCUCCCACUCAGUACUCAGCAUGAGACCCAUCUCUUCUACUCACUCAUGUUUCAAGAGGGGUAGUGAAAGAUGGGAGCGUUGAAAGAGAGCGAGCUUCUUGUUUCCCGCUUUGUGGGUAUUUGGUAAUAAGUGUCUUAACCAUAUGAUGAAGAGCUUGAUUAACCUUGGUAACACAUGCCCUAAAGCUUCUAUGAUGGCCAUGCUACAUUUACUGUACUUGGCAUAUUCUAGUAGGAUUGGGUUUAAAAGAUAAUCUGGCCAGCACACCUGGAAAGGAAGAAAAGGAGAAGAACACCAUUGCUACCAUUAUUAUUAUUUUUUUUUCCUUUUUAUUUUUCAUGAUUUCUUUGUUUGUGGGUAUUUGUUUAUGAAGCUUUCUUGUGCUAUUUGCACUGAUUGCUAUUAAAUAAAAGAUAUUUAUUUGCUGU
Molecule: messenger RNA, 2652 nt
Organism: Magnolia sinica
Lineage: Eukaryota; Viridiplantae; Streptophyta; Magnoliopsida; Magnoliales; Magnoliaceae
Product: extensin-2-like
Exons: 3
Coding region: 97-2247 (716 amino acids)
Source: RefSeq, a predicted model, not a curated record